AUGCCUAUCGAAGACUUUGUCACUUCUUUCCCUGCUCCACUUACGUUGGGUACUUCCAUUGACCACUGGAAGUAUGAGGACCUCACUCGAAUCCUCGGCAGAGUGUAUAAUGGCAUUGAUUUGGCCGAGGUCCUUAACGCUCCCAAUGCGGAUGAGCUCCUUCGUGAUCUAGCUGUUACCAUCUCUCACCGUGGCGUUGUCGUCUUCCGGGACCAGAAGAACCUCACUUCAGACCAGCAAAAGUCCUUCACCCAUCGUCUUGGACAAUUGACUGGCAAGCCUGAUGAGUCUACUAUUCAUAUCCACCCCAUCAACCACACCGUCCACAAAGAGGGCGAGAAGCCCGAUCUGGAAAUGUCUACAAUUGCCCGCAACCCAGAAAACAUGCUUUCCAAGCAGAGUGGCGUGGUGGCCGGCAAGAAGACGUUGAAGAAACAAAGCGUUGCCGAUGGCUGGCACUCGGAUAUCGCCUUUGAGCGCAUCACAUCCGACUACACCACUCUAGUCAACAAAGUUCGCCCUUCAACCGGUGGUGAUACAGUUUUCGCCAGCGCCUAUGAGGUCUACGACCGCAUUAGUCCCCCAUGGAGAGCCUUUCUGGAAACUCUUACCGGCACUUUCUCUCCCGUUGGCUACAGUCCUAACCCUGACCAUACUCACCUCUACCAGGUCGCUAGAGGCCAUCCCAACAAUGUUGACCAGUCGCUGACUGCUGAGCAUCCCAUUGUGAGAACGAACCCGGUUACCGGAUGGAAAUCCAUCUUUGGUGUUGGUCAUCAUCUGCAAUCUGUGAAUGAACUGGCUCCAGAUGAAAGCGAGCAUAUCAAGAGUUACUUAAUGAAAUUGAUUACCGACAAUCAUGAUCUUCAGGCCCGUAUCAAGUGGGAGGUCGAUGAUCUGGCCGUGUUUGAUAAUCGUGCUGUCUACCAUACUGCUACUUACGAUUACGAUGAGCCUCGGGUUUGCCUUCGUGUGGUUGCUGUCGGUGAGGCACCUGCACUAGACCCUAAGGGUGUGUCUCGCAGUGAUGAUCUUGAUUUGUAG
Molecule: messenger RNA, 1044 nt
Organism: Penicillium verrucosum
Lineage: Eukaryota; Fungi; Ascomycota; Eurotiomycetes; Eurotiales; Aspergillaceae
Product: TauD/TfdA dioxygenase family protein
Exons: 4
Coding region: 1-1044 (347 amino acids)
Cellular component (GO): cytoplasm
Molecular function (GO): 2-oxoglutarate-dependent dioxygenase activity
Source: RefSeq, a predicted model, not a curated record